AUGAAGACACUGGGAAGCGGAAUCGCCGCAUUCGGCCUGAUGACCAUGUCAGCCAUGGCACAGAACCUCUCCUACGGAGCCGACAACUUCUACACCAGCCCCAUCGUCACAGUCCAGCCCAUCACCUUCCAAACCCAAUUCCAAACCAACGUCUCCGGCAACCUCUUCACCCUCCACAACCUCAGCCGCACCCUAGCCUCCCCCGCCAUCGUCGUCGGCCACCCCAUGGGCGCCGUCAAGGAGCAGAGCGCCAACCUCUACGCCACCAAGCUGGCCGAGCAGGGCUUCGUCACCGUCUCGCUCGACCUCCCCUUCUGGGGCGGCAGCUCCGGCGAGCCCCGCAACGCCGUGGCCGUCGAGCUCUACGCCGACGCCUUCAGCGGCGCCGUCGACUACCUGGGCACGCAGUCCUUCGUCGACCGCGAGCGCAUCGGCGGCGUCGGCAUCUGCGGCAGCGGGUCAUUCAUCAUCAGCGCGGCCAAGAUCGAUCCGCGUCUGAAGGCCAUCGCGACGUCGAGCAUGUACGACAUGGGCGCCGCGGCCCGCAACGGGCUGCGCAAGGCGCAGAGCGUCGAGCAGCGCAAGGAGAUCAUUGCCGCGGCGGCGCAGCAGCGGUGGGUCGAGAUCGAGGGCGGUGAAGUCCAGUUGACCGGCGGCACGGACAACGAGCUCACGCCCAAUACGACCGAUGUGCAACGCGAGUUCUUCGACUUCUACCGCACGCCUCGCGGCCAGUUCAUUCCUGAGGGCGCCACCUUCGAAACCGUCACGCACCCGACUCUCUCGAGCAACACCAAGUUUAUGAACUUUUACCCCUUCAAUGACAUUGACACCAUCUCGCCGCGUCCGUUGCUUUUCAUUUCCGGCGACCAAGCUCACUCGCGUGAGUUUAGCGAGGAUGCUUAUGAACGUGCUGCCGAGCCGAAGGAGUUGGUCUGGGUCCCGGGAGCUGGUCACGUCGACCUUUAUGAUCGGGUUGAGCUCAUUCCGUUCGACAAGCUCACGCAGUUUUUCCGGACGAACCUCUAG
This is a messenger RNA of Lasiodiplodia theobromae, 1029 nucleotides long. RefSeq names its product Alpha beta hydrolase fold protein. The transcript has a single exon. The coding region runs from base 1 to 1029 and encodes 342 amino acids. The record is from RefSeq and is a predicted model, not a curated record. NCBI's taxonomy places the organism in Eukaryota, Fungi, Ascomycota, Dothideomycetes, Botryosphaeriales, Botryosphaeriaceae.